Messenger RNA from Porites evermanni, 3615 nucleotides. The record is from the annotation of a GenBank genome assembly. NCBI's taxonomy places the organism in Eukaryota, Metazoa, Cnidaria, Anthozoa, Scleractinia, Poritidae.
AUGGGAAUCUCUCCCUUAGUCAGGCCUGGUACAAAGAAGUUGUUGCCAAUCAAAGACCUGAAGGAGUGCAUGAAAAAGUGCAAAUGCUUGGCACACGAAGACAGGCAAUGGUGGUCCUCUUUUAUCCUUGCUGAGAAAGAAUUCUGUGCGAAAUGGGAAGCUGCUUCUGCCAAAUUUCUCAGUGAGGAUAAAAGAGCACCUCAACAAAUUGAAGAGGCAUCGCCCGAUUAAGAAAGCCACAACAACAGACCCGGACAAAUGCAACGGGAGGAAACCCUGAAUGAUCUUCUUAGGAAAGCAGACCAUUUCCCACAAGCGAGUCCGUGUUUUAGUGCUUAAUGCACAAAUGUGGUCUUUCAUGGGCUUUUUGUUCAGGCAUUGUGACAUUCAACAUUCGAAUCCUGUACAUCUGGGCUCUAAGGCUACCAUAGAUAGUAUUGGUAUAAUAAGGGUGUCUGGAAUAAGCAUUAAAGUCAAAACUAGUCAACUGUUGAAACAAUACCAAAUAAAUACAAAAAAUCAUUAUCACACGAAGAUGCAAUCAUCCUGUCCAUUCAGUGCAAUACAAUCUAAUGUGUCCGUGAAAACACUUUAAAUCUCCCGUUGACAUAUAACGGAACCUGUACAGUAAUCAGGAGAACGAAUUGUUGACAAAAUAGUGAGAAAUUAUAGCCAAGACUUUAUCAUACCUAAAAUACAGAUACAGUGCUGCUGUCAGCCCCUGGUUGCCUUGAGUUUUUGUAAGUUAUCAAUGAAAUAAUUUAUGUCUGGCUUGGGGAGAAGGGUCAGGAGCUUCAACUUAAUUUUAAUUUUCUACUCUUUGCUGACAGGUCAUGGUGCAGGAGAAAAGGAAAAAUGGAGGCGACGGUGCUCCAAGAAUAAGGCAGAGAGAGCAUUUCCUCUUAAGCCUAUUUUAUUCAAUAUAUAUUUUAUUCUCAAGAAAUUCGUUCAAGUAAAUGUUUGUUAGAAAGCUCACUAGCAAAGUUAUAAACAAACCAAAGGUGAUUCAUUACUUUUUUGUUCUAUGGUAACACAGUAAGGAGAAAAGUGAAAAAAAUUUUAUUUCUUAUUUUGUAGGCAUACCCGUCAGUGAAAAAACCGAAAAACAAACAAAAACCAAAAAAACUUGAGUCUUGAGUUUAAGCUUGAUGUAUUGAGGGAGUAUGGCCUGUGUGGCCAGCAGAUUAAGAUUAUAUCACAAGUUAUACGGAUAGUGUUUCCAGGGCCUGCCGAAGCGAUGAGGUCUGUGAUGACGUUUUGUAAAAUUUUCAUUGCCAGGGAGCCCAUAAUUUAUGGGCUCCUGUCAUUGCGUGCUUUUUUAGCACAACGCAAAAAAAAAUCAUGUGUAAGAAAUCAUUAGGUGUAUUAUCUUGAUGAAAAAUCCCUGACAGAAUAAGAUCUGCUUUUUACCAGCGACAUUUCAUGAUGGUCAACGUUUUUUAUAAAAUGCUCGGAAAAAUAAAAUCUAAAAUAACAUGUAGUAUACUUUAAAUUAUACUUGAGUAAAAUCUUGAUAUACAAAAUUGAUUAAAUACAAGAAUACGGGAAUAUCACAUAGUGAAGAGAGUACAGCCAGAAAAUGUUGAUUAGCCAGUUGUCAAAGUUAAAGACAGCAGAAAGGGCUAGUGUCUACGUACCCACUCUCCUAUGUAAGCUAUCCUUUCAUGUGAACACGGAGAAUUCCGAGGGAAAUCUUUUGCUCUGAGGCAAGUCCAAAAAUGAGAGCAGGAAGUGAAGUCCUCGAAAUUUUUACUUCCAAAAGGUGUCGUAAACGAAAGUCCGGAAUUAAGAGAGACAAGAAAAAAGGCCAUUGCUGGAUGCGAAAGGAUACAUACACGUCAUGAUACUUUUUGUGAUACAUUCUUCUAGAUGAAAAUGAAGUAACACCUGAGGUGAGCGAUUUAUAUUAUUUCAGGGGGCAUUGUAAUUAUGUUGAUUCUUAAGAGAACUUUUCGUAAGAAACUGAGUUUUCUACUGCACCUUCGAACAGAGAUCGUUGGAUAGUUGCCUGCUUGUUAUAAGUUAUGCUUCUUCGAAGAUCAUGAAGUAAUUUUUUGAUUUUCUUGUUCUAUUCUUGAACAUUCCACAGUUUCGUAGGUGCAACCUUUCAGUAUGUACUCGAGAAUGAUGCACUGACUUAUCAUGAAAUAGAUUUUUACCUUACGAGUCAAAUUCACACUUGUGGAAUGUAGCAUAUUGUCCCGUCAUUCUCUAACAAACCUGUGAUUGGGUAUAAUGGGUAAAGUAUUAUUAGCUGUUAUUAGCUGUUAUCCCGUUAUUCACUAACAAGCUUGCCAUUGGAUCUAAUAGGUUUGUUAUCUGAUAACAUUAGACUAACUCUUAGCCAAAGAUAAUCUUGAUCCUGAUUGGCUCUAAUGGCUGAUAACAGGCAAUAACAGCUAACAGCAAUUAGUCCCAAUUAUAUUGAACGAGUCCCAGUUAAAUUGAACGGGUGUUGAAUGUACCAAGGGUCGCUACUAUGGGAACUUUAUGGUAAAAAACUGCAGACAGUACUGUUUUGGUUAUAUGUAUAUAUCUUUUGGAUUCGUUUUCUUUACUUGAUUCAUGUAAUUUACCUUUAAGAUGAUCUCUNUUCUUGUUCUAUUCUUGAACAUUCCACAGUUUCGUAGGUGCAACCUUUCAGUAUGUACUCGAGAAUGAUGCACUGACUUAUCAUGAAAUAGAUUUUUACCUUACGAGUCAAAUUCACACUUGUGGAAUGUAGCAUAUUGUCCCGUCAUUCUCUAACAAACCUGUGAUUGGGUAUAAUGGGUAAAGUAUUAUUAGCUGUUAUUAGCUGUUAUCCCGUUAUUCACUAACAAGCUUGCCAUUGGAUCUAAUAGGUUUGUUAUCUGAUAACAUUAGACUAACUCUUAGCCAAAGAUAAUCUUGAUCCUGAUUGGCUCUAAUGGCUGAUAACAGGCAAUAACAGCUAACAGCAAUUAGUCCCAAUUAUAUUGAACGAGUCCCAGUUAAAUUGAACGGGUGUUGAAUGUACCAAGGGUCGCUACUAUGGGAACUUUAUGGUAAAAAACUGCAGACAGUACUGUUUUGGUUAUAUGUAUAUAUCUUUUGGAUUCGUUUUCUUUACUUGAUUCAUGUAAUUUACCUUUAAGAUGAUCUCUGUUAAGGGUCAAAAAAGGUUGGGCCACACCAAGAUUUAUCUUCUUCAGGAGUUUAACUCAAAAUUUCCAACAAGCAACACUGCCCAUUAUUUUCAUAUGGGAGUCCCCCCUGGGGCUUUGUAUUUUGUAUUAAAUUACCUUCCUACUUCUCCACUGUUAUGCCAUACUGUACCUCCACUAUUAACACUUUACUUAAAUUUUUAGGUUACAAAAUGGUUUUCUUUUUGCAUAGCAUCUCGAGCAAGAGAGGCUUUAACUGAAGUGUUUUGGUCAUCUACAGCAACAACAAAUUAGAUCCACAGCUCCUGUGGCUGAUGUGAUAUCAAAAGCACGUACUCUUGUGAAGUCUCUUGCGACAUCUAACAGAACUGGUGGGGGGAAACUAGCCUAGUUUCUAGGUAGUUCAAGGACAAAGGCUGGUAAACAUGGAUUUCCCUUCAAAAGUUCAAGGGCAACUGGCCUAACCAAAGGAAAGGUUGCAGCCCCGAGG